This is a messenger RNA of Trifolium pratense (red clover), 1639 nucleotides long. RefSeq names its product F-box/FBD/LRR-repeat protein At4g00160-like. Gene Ontology annotation, molecular function: protein binding. NCBI's taxonomy places the organism in Eukaryota, Viridiplantae, Streptophyta, Magnoliopsida, Fabales, Fabaceae. The record is from RefSeq and is a predicted model, not a curated record. Bases 83 to 1264 code for a protein of 393 amino acids. The transcript has 5 exons.
AAAAGAGAUAGCGGCACAAACACAAAAGUAACUUGACAAGUUUUUCUCUUUCUUCUUAUUCUUCUCAAAAUCAACUUCACCAAUGGUAGAAGAAGAUAUAAUAAGCACUUUACCAGAUUUAAUUCUCCGUCACAUUCUCUCUUUUCUCGAAACCAAACAUGCCGUUACCACAUCCAUUCUUUCAAAGAGAUGGAAGAAUCUCUACCGUUCAGUUCCAGUUCUGCACUUCAAAACAACAGCCACAGAUGAAGCUGCCUAUUUUCGCUUUAUCAACUUCGUAUCCUCAGUUUUUCUCUCCCGAGAUCUCGCAUUUUCCGUUAAAACUUUCCACCUUGAUUUUACUUACCAUGAUUAUCAAAUUAUUUAUCCUCGCUCUCCUAUGGAAAUUGUCACCGCAUGGAUCAAUGUUAUUGUACUACUCGGUGUUGAGUGCAUUGAUCUCUGUGUAGAACUGGAAAAAACCAUUGGUUUUACCAAAUUGCCCAUCAGUAUUCUCACCUGCAAUACCCUUGUGGUUCUCAACCUUCAUUGUUUCGGUGUCGAAGAAACUUUGUCUCCCGUUGAUCUUCCAUCUCUUAAAAUCCUUCAAUUGGACAAUAUUUGGUUCCCUAAAGUUCGAGAUUUGAUGUUGUUCUUAAAUGGAUGUCCAAUUCUUGAGGAUUUGUUUACAUUUAAUGUAUUGUUUGAUUCUGAGGAAUCUCUUACUUAUGAUGAGUGGAAGAGCUUUUGCUUAAGUAACUUGAUACGAGCUAAUAUUGAUUGCUUUUUUAGUCAUUUUCCGUUGAAAGCAGUUCAUAAUGUACAUUCUCUGCGCUUACAAAUUCACCAUGACAAGGUAAAUUACCUUAAUGAUUUCAUUCCUACUUUUCAUAAUUUGACCAAAUUGGAGCUUAAUUCUCUCGAUUAUGGUUGGCAAUUCUUGAUAAAAGUUCUCAACCACAGCCCUAAGCUUCAAGAGCUUAACAUUGAUCAGGCCCACUUAAACAAGGAAACAUGGACUAGAAAAGAUGACAAAGAAAAUUGGGUAGACCCAGAUGUUGUUCCACAAUGCCUUUCAUUACACCUUAGAGCUUGCAAUCUAUUCAAUUUCUUAGGCCUACCAGGCGAGCUUCUACUUGCAAGGUAUAUUUUGAAGAAUGCAAGAGUUUUACAAACCAUGGAUAUCAUGAACGUUGGACUGGCCAACAUAAACGGACUAAUAUCCUUGUGUCCAAGGGGCUCUGCAACAUGUGAGCUUACAGUUUAUGAUUCUCCAUUGGAAUAAUGAAGUUUAUGUGUGGAGUACCUAGCUCCAACAAGAAGUUUCAUCAGAUCAUUGUGAGCCAAGCUAAACAUGAAGAUCAUGCCUUUUUUUGUGAGUUCCAUCAUGGAAGAAAUUUCUAUAUGGCUUUUACUUCUUUUUUUUCCUAUUGAUUUCAUAUAACAAGGAGAAAAAUGAUGACAGGCUGUAAAUUUCAGUGAAAGUUGACUGUGUAUAGUGUUUUUUUUUUUUUAAUUCGUAGGAAGGAUAUGUUGUGGUGGUGUUUGCUACCAAUCUGUACUCUAUUACGCAGCACGAGUAUGGAAGUAAAACCGUUGUUUUAAGUUUGUAGAAGCGAUGAUUUUGGUCAUGCUAUGUAACAUCCCGAAAUUUAGGAAA